GCGAAUUCUGGGUAAAAUAACGUGUAUCGUGCCGUAUCGUCGCUGUAAAAUUUCAUCGAUAUUGAAUAUUUCUCCUUGGUACUAGCUACUAAUCAAGUGUCGUUUACAGACUUGUAUCUACGUGCCUGCUUCUACGGUAGCAGCUAAGGCCGUUUAACGAUGAUUGACCUUACGGUAAAGACUUUGGAUUCGCAAAAUCAUGUUUUCUCCUUGGAGGACGAUCAAAUUACAGUUCGUGGUUUCAAAGAAUACAUAGCUGAGACAGUGGCAGUACCGGCAGAUUCUCAAAGACUAAUCUAUUGUGGCAGAAUUCUUCAAGAUGAAAAGAAGUUAAAUGAUUAUGAUGUUAAUGGAAAAGUUAUACAUUUGGUACAACGUGCACCACCCCAACCUGGUCAGCGUGGAAAUGAUGGAGGUCAGAGUCAAGGUCAGAAUCAUGGAUCGCAGGUGUGGCAAAAUCCACAAAGAACACGUUAUCGACUCACUCGUGCUCAAAUGCAUGGCAAUGCUAUGUAUUUGGGUGCAAUGUCAGUACCAGCUGAAAUUGUGGAAGGACAUGGACUACCAGUACCUCAGUUCAGCAAUAGUCUGUCUAACGGUCGAUUAAUUGCUGCUCGUCAUAUGCUUGAGCGUGCAGACCGGCUUAUGGAUCGACUUGAAAGUCUCUCCUGUCCAGUAAAUCUUGCUGCAUCUGAAAAUAAUCGACCAUCUUUAAGUGAAUUGAUGCAGGAAUCAGAAUUGGAUACAGAACAAUUCCUUUUUAGUAACACUGAAGGUGCAACAAAUGGUAGUACUCUAUUAACAGACCCUACUGCUGCUGCAAUAGCAGCUGCUUUCGCUGAAGCUGACGCAAAUAAUGCUACAUUACUUAGAGGGAGUAGUGAUGAAAAUGCUGAAUCAGGACCAGCAAAUGAGACAAAUGAAGAGGAACAAUCAGAUGAACAACAGCCGCAACAACCUCAAUCUGAACAACAAGGUUCCACAUCGAAUAAUGAUGAACAAUCUAAUCGACGGUCAUCAACACAACUUCCACGACCUCCACAAUUGGCAGAGUUAUUAGAGCAGUUACUUGAUACUCAAUCUCGUUUACGACCUCAUAUAGAUCGUUAUCGUAAACUUAUGCGUAAUGAUCCUUCAUUACCUCCGCGAGGAAGACGCGUUGAAGAAAAUCAAAGACUUGUGGAUGUUGUUAGCGAAUGCUUGCACUAUAUGUCGCACGCUUGUCAUGCUUUAAGCGAUAUAAUUGUCGAUAUGAGUCAGCAGCCCCCUAGGAACUUGCGAUGUAGACCAAUUAUUAUUCAACAUUCAGCUAUCUUGCAGCCCGGUAUACCAUUCCAGGUAGAGGCACAUAUUAGUUUACACGGACGUAAUGCAAAUAACAAUAAUGGUAACGAAGAAAAUGGAGAGUCUGGCGAGACACCUGUACAAUUAGAGACAAAUGAAGCUACUACUGAUGAUGCUAAUCAACAGCAAGAAUCUGAAUCUGCUACUCAACAACAAGCUGAGCAACAACAGCAACAACAACAACAGAUUCCUCCAUCACUAUCUCCGUUUGAUACAGUGUUCAACUUGCCAAACAGUGUUGAACUGUUAAUGGAAGUUAGUCCUGAGGGAAGCAUAGAAGCUACAACUGGAAGUGAACAACCUCCGGCCGGUGAAAAUAAUAACAAUAGUAACAACAAUAAUAAUAAUGGUGGAAGAGCAGGUGGUUCUAGCAGUCCGUUUUCAUGGGGUUCAGCUCCUCCACCCGAUUUCAUACGCAAUCUGAUGCAGGCUGUGGCUGGUCAUAUGGUACAAGGUGGUCCUACUAACACAAGAAUUAUAACUCGAAAUCCUCUGACAGUAAGUCAAUUAACUGUUGCAUCACUUGAUAGUGGAACUACAAAUGCUGGGCAAAGUACACAAGCACGGAGCAAUGUUGGUACUCACCCUACCACAGCAACACAAACUAGAAGCACAUCGCGUCCGCAUGUAUUCCAUCAACAAACUCAUCCUUUAGGUGUUGGAAUGAGUAUAGGACAAGCAUUUGAUUUUGAUCCAUUCCUAUCCUGUAAUUCACACCAUAUUCGUCGCACUUCAACUACAACUUCUAGCACUGUUACAUCUAGAUCACAAGGGACACGAACAAAUCAAACCACAACUGAAUCGCAGUCUCAAACACAAACAGCUACAACUUCAAGUGCUACCAGUAAUACUAGCUCUACAAAUACUACAGCAUCAACGACCUCACAAACGAAUGCAAUCUACGAUCCCUUAAUGUACUUACAGCAACAGCUUUUAGGAGAUUCUACGUCACCCGAAAAUCUUGCUAAUAUGGUACAAAUACGUACUGGUGGAAACAUUCGCCCGGGAGUUGUUGGAAAUGGCACCAAUAAUUCUGCUGGAGGUGAUCUAACUCUUGCAGACUUAUUAGAACGUAGAGGUAUUGACAUGAGUCUGUUUCAAUCACCAGAUUCAGAAACUGCAGAAAAUUUCCUCGCGAAUUUAUCUGUACUAUUGGUACAGAAUAUGACAUUAGAAGGUUUAAUAAGAUUACGUAUUGGCCAGUCAGAGCCAAUUUCUCAUCUUCGAAGACCAUUGCAAGAACUCUUCCAAUUUUCUUUCCCAAAUAUUCCACCAGAAACACUUCAGGAACAUGCUACAGAGCGAUUAUUGUCACAGUUAAGACCACAUUUUCAGACUCUGUUAAAUACAGAAGAAAAUGUUAAUGGAAGAAAUGGUUCACAUGUAGACAUUUGUGCUACUGUUGAAGCAUUGCUUGCUCGUCAUAUUAAAGAUAUAUUACAGUAUCUAUUUAAUAAUGAUAUCGAUGAUGCUAGAUUCGGGCAGGCAAUUUUUAAUAUUGUGAAUAAUAUGGGAAGACAAUUAUGUGCAGUACUUCGGUAUUCUAUUCGUGGUGGUCAGGCUGGAUUAGAAGUAAUUGCAUCACGUUUUGCGACUGAAAUGUUAGAGGGUAUUCAUCCCACACUGCGCCGAUGGAUGCUGAACGCAUUUAUUGUUCAGUUCCGCACUUAUUCUUUACGAGUUACACAACCUCCAGAUUCAGAAAUUUUUCCACUUUUAAUAUACAAAGAUGUACCUUCUGAAGCAACAACAAUGCCUUCAGCUCCAGUACAUCAACCUUCCCAAAUACAAUCUGAAGUGGAGCCUAUGGAGACAGAGACUGUGCAAGAAAGAACAACUUUUGAAACAUCUGCUUUACCAGAAGAUAGAGAAGAAAUUCCUGAAACAUUCCCAGGACAUGAAGCACUACCUUCAGAUUGGGUACCAAUAAUUGCUCGAGAUGGACUAAGGCAGCGACGCCAACUACAAAUGCAGGGAAUAACAAACGGUGGUGUAACAACCCUUAGUGAUGCUUAUUUAGGUACACUGCCUACUAAACGCCGUAAGCUUAUCGAACAGCAAAAGCCACGAUUAUUAGUUAGCCCUACUCCUAACCAUUCAGCAAUAGCGGCAUCUAUGGAACGUUUAGUGAGAGAGGGGGUAACUCGAGCGGGUGUAGAAGAGGUUGAAGGUGCUGCAAUUGCUGUGGCUGUCGAUCCCGGUGUUAGACGUGCAUUUGGUCAAGCAAUUAGGGACUGCUUAAAUCCACAUAGAUUUGGAACACCAGAUUUCCCAGAUCCCUUGCGUUUUCCUAAUGCAACCAAAUAUUUUGCUGAUCAAGAUAGACCACCAAAAUAAAAAUUACAGGGAGGGAACAGUUCGUAAUGUCUUAGAGUAUUUAUAACGGAGAAACCAGGUAGUGUCUAAAAAAAAAAGUGAGAAAUUACAAUGACCAAGGCAUACAAACAUAUAUUCUUAGUAUAUAACCACAGAUAUUAUUAGUACUUAUAAUUGUAUAUGUUAGUUAAUACAAUACAAUGAUUUUGAUAAAUCUGAAAUGUUUUGAAAUAUCAUACAGUACACUAUUUGUUUAACCGAAAUAGCCUGUAGUUUUGCAAAAUACCAUUGUCUUCUUAAUAUAUAAAUAUGUUACACAAUUAACAUUGUACGUUUCUAUAUUAUUAAAAAUUAUAGAAAUUUGGCUACACUUGUUCUCUCCCAUUGUACUCUAAGCAUUAAUUGACCCCAAUAUGACAUUAUAAUUAAAAUACUUCUUUCAUAUUACACUGCGUUUUCUGUAGAAUUAUUGUUAUGCAAAUGAAAUGUAUUAUUCUUAAUCAAAUGACACCUGUGUAGGUAUUAUACAGAUGGUAAUGUGUAUUAUCUUACGACCUAUGCAUAUUGUGCGCUAUUUAAGUGUUGUCGAUAUUAAAAUGAUAUUUUAAUAUCGAUGAUACUAUUAUUCGAUAUUAUUUGUACUAACUUGUAGUCCAAUAUUCGAUUUGAAAUGAAAUGGAAGUCAAGUUUGAAGUCAUCUAUGGUGGUAUUUAGGAAAAAAAGGAGAAAAAGAAAAAAAAAAA
This is a messenger RNA of Eufriesea mexicana, 4403 nucleotides long. RefSeq names its product large proline-rich protein BAG6. Gene Ontology annotation, biological process: ERAD pathway. Gene Ontology annotation, molecular function: polyubiquitin modification-dependent protein binding; misfolded protein binding. The transcript has 22 exons. Gene Ontology annotation, cellular component: BAT3 complex. The coding region runs from base 160 to 3681 and encodes 1173 amino acids. Lineage: Eukaryota; Metazoa; Arthropoda; Insecta; Hymenoptera; Apidae. The record is from RefSeq and is a predicted model, not a curated record.